AUGGCGCCAAUAGAAAAAAAUGGCGCGCAAAGAACGCCACUAAUAUUCGGAUGGAAUCUACCGAAACCAAACACCAAUGAUCUCCUAAGAAUCAUCAAAAUUAUAGAAAGCGUAGGAAUCUCAUUCGUAUCACUCAAUCUCAAUUCGGCCAAUGAUGACGAACAAGAUACUUUCGUACCAUUAUGUGGAAGUGAUCUAGUGCUCACAUACAACUAUUGGAGCCAGAGGAUAGUCGCAAGAAUCGACAAUAUCGGUGGUGCUUUCAAAGCAUACAUGGAAUGGGCUGCAUACUUAGGACUAAGAGCCGUGUGUAUACAUUGUGAACCAAUAUUCAAACAAACAGAAACUAUAAACGAACAACAUGAGCUUCUUGCAAACCUCGCACAACAACUCAAGGCAUACCUCCACUCCCCAAAUAUGCCAUCCGUAUGCAUUUCAUUUGCAGCAAAUGAUGCUGCAUGGGGGUACUGGAGCGCAAUACAUGAAAUGACAAACUAUUCUGCACAACUCAGAGUAGCAAUAGUACUAGACCAAGAUAAUCACCAUCAUUUGGAAAGAUGGGUAGCAGAACCUUUAUCAGCAGUUAUACUCAAGGAAUCGGCAUUCGAAAGAAAUGGAGAUAGAGUAUAUCUAAAUAGAGAACUCGUACCAUAUCUACAAUUUCUAUUCAAAUAUGACGUCAAAGUUAUGUUAAGUGGAGAAUUCAAUUUCAAACUUCUAAGAGAUGCCAGCCAGUUGAGAAGUUCAGAUUCACUGGAACUUAUCACACUCAAGGAUCUCGACACACCACAAAUGGUUGAUGGUAUCGCAAUCAAAGAGGCUAUUGCAGCUGUCAAAGCUAUAUAUGCUGCAUUAACGCCACUCACAGAAGCCGAACAGUUCAAAACGGGGUUCCUAGAUGUACUACAGGAACCACUGCAACCUGUACGUGACAAUCUAGAAACAGCUAUUUACGAAAAUUUCGAAAGGUGUACCAGAAAAUAUGCACAGUUCGAAGAAGCAAUCACAUUAUGGCUCAAGGACUUCAAGGCAGGAACAUUGCCACAUCAAAAAGAUAAUCAGACACAAUCGAACGACAGACCGGUAAUAUACAUUGUCGGAGCUGGAAGGGGACCUCUCGUAGAUUGCAGCCUCAGGGCGCUAGCACACAACAACAUCGAGGACUUCUCGAUAUACGCAUUGGAUAAAAAUCCAGCGACGGUUUUCACACUCAAACACAAAAUUGCUACCAACCCCAUAAAUGGAUGGAACAAGGUCAAACUUAUUUUUCAAGAUAUGCGCACGUUGAAACCCACAGAACCCGCCGACCUAGUACUCAGCGAACUUAUGGGAUCAUUUGCAGACAAUGAACUCGCACCGGAGUGUCUAGAUGGGGUGCAAAAUGCAUUCCACUCACACUUCCCAGGACAUCAUGUCACAUUCAUGCCAAACAGCUAUAUUUCAUACGUCGAACCCAUAUAUUCGCCUAAACUGUGGGGGAAUCUAAAUUCUAUUCAAUUGCAAAGACCUUUCCAACAACCAUACACAGUGGCUUUGUACAAAAAUUGCAAAAUCGCUGAAAAACCAAAACCAUGCUUCAAAUUUCAACAUCCUACCGACCCUGUUUAUAAAUGGGCAAAUGAUCAAGUCCCUGUGCGAGGGUUAUGCUUCAAUAGCAACGAUCACAACAAUCGCUAUGCCUGCAUUACCUACCAAGCUAAAUUGGAUACUUUUAUACAUGGUUUCGCAGGAUAUUUCGACUCAAUGCUAUACAACGAUAUCAAAAUGUCAACAGUGCCAGGGGUUAUGGAUGACCAAAUUAGCUGGUUUCCCAUAUUCUUCCCACUCGUCGCACCAGUAUACGUGAAGGAGGGACAACCCAUCAUGAUACACUUUUGGAGGAAACAUGACAAACGACGUGUGUGGUACGAAUGGGCCCUAACUCUACCCCAAGUUACCAUUGUGCACAACUCCAAUGGUACUUGCCACUCCGUCCUCAGAUAA
Messenger RNA from Babesia sp. Xinjiang, 1983 nucleotides. Its product is annotated as Protein arginine N-methyltransferase 5. The transcript has a single exon. Gene Ontology annotation, cellular component: cytosol; nucleus. The record is from RefSeq and is a predicted model, not a curated record. Gene Ontology annotation, biological process: regulation of DNA-templated transcription; peptidyl-arginine N-methylation. The coding region runs from base 1 to 1983 and encodes 660 amino acids. Lineage: Eukaryota; Apicomplexa; Aconoidasida; Piroplasmida; Babesiidae.